This is a messenger RNA of Nylanderia fulva, 2398 nucleotides long. Its product is annotated as trypsin-1-like. The record is from RefSeq and is a predicted model, not a curated record. NCBI's taxonomy places the organism in Eukaryota, Metazoa, Arthropoda, Insecta, Hymenoptera, Formicidae. Gene Ontology annotation, molecular function: serine-type endopeptidase activity. Gene Ontology annotation, biological process: proteolysis.
AUGACAUUUGUGAACGACAAAUGGAAAAUGCUUUUGCACGUGUUUCGCCACAAGCUUUUGAUUCCGAUAUUAAUCAUAGCUUUCUACGUGUUGCCCACCAAAAGUGGACUUCAUCGAAAUAGUAUAAUAGCAUCAGUGAUCUCUGCUGAAAAUUCUUUGAAUAAUUCGCAAACUCGCAAAGGAAGAUUUUUAUUUGAUGACAUAUUUGGUAUCGAUGUUAUCCCUGAUUUUGGGUCAGAUGAAGAAAAAUUAAGAAAUUGCACUUGCGAGUGUGGCUUAUCUAAUCAAGAAAAUCGAAUUGUCGGUGGACAACCUACAAUACCGAAUAGAUAUCCCUGGGUUGCGAGGUUGGUAUAUGACGGUCGUUUCCACUGUGGUGCUAGUCUACUUAACAACGAUUUUGUAAUUACCGCUGCCCAUUGCGUACGGAGAUUGAAGCGAUCGAAAAUUCGCGUGAUACUUGGUGAUCAUGAUCAAUACGUAAACACUGAUGGAGUUCCCAUUAUGAGAGCAGUUAGUGUUGUAAUACGUCAUAAGAAUUUCGAUAUGAAUUCCUACAAUCAUGACGUGGCCUUAUUAAAAUUACGUAAAUCCGUGAAAUUUUCAAAAAAAGUUCGACCAAUUUGUUUACCUCAACCAGGAUAUGAUCCUGCUGGAAAAGAGGGAACAGUAGUGGGAUGGGGUAGAACAUCAGAAGGAGGAAUGUUGCCUGGAAAAGUGCAUGAAGUACAAGUACCUAUAUAUAGUUUAAUGCAAUGUCGAAAAAUGAAAUAUCGAGCAAAUCGAAUUACCGACAAUAUGAUUUGCGCUGGCCGAGGUAACCAGGAUUCUUGUCAAGGUGAUAGUGGCGGUCCUCUUCUUGUUCAGGAAGGUGAUAAGCUUGAAAUAGCAGGUAUAGUGAGUUGGGGUGUGGGCUGUGGUAGACCUGGAUAUCCCGGAGUGUAUACGAGAGUAACGCGAUAUCUCUCUUGGAUCCACUCAAACAUGAAGGAAGGCUGUUUAUGCAUCCAAAUUUGUAAAGUGAAUAUUAAAAGUGUGCAAUUGUCGGUGCAAGUUAUAUUGACUCACAUGAAGAGUUCAAUCAGGUCGCAGAACAUGAAAUUUCUGUGCUAUCUAGGUUUACUAUUCAUUCUGCUUUUGACGAUAGAAAAAUGCCAGGCCGGAGUGUUAAGCGACAAAGUGAAAAAUUUCUUUGGAAUUUUUGGUAAUAAGCCACCUCAAACUAAUAAUACACCUUCUCCUUGCUAUUGUAGUUGUGGACUACGAAAUGAAGAAAGUCGUAUAGUCGGCGGUCAAACAACGAGUAUGAAUGAAUUUCCAUGGAUAGUUAGAUUAUCGUACCUAAAUAAGUUUUACUGCGGCGGUACACUAAUAAAUGAUCGCUACGUCCUUUCAGCUGCGCAUUGCGUGAAGGGUCUUAUUUUCAGAUUCAUGUGGUUCAUGAUCAAAGUCACUUUCGGAGAACAUGACAGAUGUCUCGAAAAGCCAACAGAAACCAGAUACGUCGUACGUAUUUUGACUGGUGACUUUAGUUUUCUGAAUUUCGAUAAUGACAUCGCACUACUUCGCCUUAAUGAGAGAGUACCAUUAAGUGACACAAUACGGCCGAUAUGCCUGCCGUCAUUGUUGGAUAAAGACUACGUAGGAGUAAAUGCAAUCGCGUCAGGUUGGGGCACAUUGAAAGAAGAUGGCAAACCGUCCUGUCUUCUCCAAGAAGUCGAAGUUCCAGUCAUGAGUCUUCAGACUUGUCGCAAUACAAGCUAUAGUCCUCGAAUGAUCUCAGACAAUAUGCUAUGCGCGGGUUAUCUAGAAGGACAGAAGGACUCAUGUCAGGGAGACAGCGGUGGACCCCUUGUAGCGGAACGCGAAGACAAGAAAUAUGAACUCAUCGGCGUUGUAUCGUGGGGUAAUGGAUGUGCACGACCUGGAUAUCCAGGUGUAUAUACUAGAGUCACACGAUACAUGGAUUGGAUUUUGAAAAAUUCAAUAGAUGGCUGUUUCUGUGAGCACAAUUGAAUGUGAUUACUCAUUGCUUCUUAACAGAUACGAUGAAAAGCGAAGAAAAGGAUUUUUGCAUACUAUAUUGUACGUUCUUUAAACUUGUGCUAUAUUCUCAGGACGAAAAUGAUAUCUCGUUGAUAGUAUUUUUUAUGCAUAAUUUAUAUACCUGACAAUUUUGAAUAUAAUGUGUCAGACUUGAAACUGACAAACUUAAAAUACUCUGAACAUUCGUGUAAUAUUAUUUUUUUAUUUUCUCUCCAUUCGAUUUGUUGUCAUAUUCUGUCACAACUAGUAUUUAUUAAGCGAUAUAGUCAAUCAAUGUAUUAUUGAGAGAAAUCUUAUUCUUAUCAAUGUUAAUUAUGAAAUGUCAAUAUUAAUUAUAUUGCCAAAAAAGUUU